Molecule: messenger RNA, 429 nt
Organism: Trichomonas vaginalis G3
Lineage: Eukaryota; Parabasalia; Trichomonadida; Trichomonadidae
Product: protein of unknown function, DUF4106 family
Exons: 1
Coding region: 1-429 (142 amino acids)
Source: RefSeq, a predicted model, not a curated record
AUGGUUUCAAACAAUGCUGUUCCGAUGAAGUUAGAAAGUUCUGACAGAAGAUAUGUAGUUGUCAGAACGUCAGAAGCUCAUAUGCAAGAUACAGAAUAUUUUGACGCUUUGUCAGAAUGUUUGACAUCUGACUUUUACAACCACUUGUUCUCAUAUUUCAUGACAUUAGAUAUUUCUAAGUUCAAUCCAAGACAAAUUCCACAUACCGAAGAGAGACAAACAUUGUUAGAAGCAAACAAGAGUGUAUAUGAACUGUUCAUAGAAGAAAGCGACUUUGUGUCAUUAGAUGAAAGGUCUUUAUAUGAUGAAUAUAAACAAUAUUGUCAAGAAUAUGGUUAUAUGGCAGCUUCUAAACGAACAUUCUUGGCAAAUGUCAAAAAUCUUUUAGAUGUUGAGAAUGGCAUAUAUACAAAGAAAAAAUUUUUCUGA